AUGUUUAAUGUUCGAGAAGAGAUUUCUCUGGAGCGUUGGCCAAAUGACUGCAAAGUAGCUGUUAUUCCAAUAAUCAAUGCGGAAGUCUUCAUAAAAGGUCAUGGUGGUCCUUGCAUUCAGCCACAUUUAAGUAAUCUCACGCCCGAUAUUGCCAAUAGCGGGUGGCGUGAUUAUGGCAAUCGACAAGGAACAUCUCGACUUCUGAAUACAUUUUCCAAUUUGCAAAUACCAGUUAGUAUUGCUAUGAAUUCAUAUUUAAUUGAUCAAGAACCGGACGUAUUCGAAGAAAUCAGAGUACACGCAACACACAAUGAAAAUAUCGAUAUCAUAGGUCAUGGUCUUACAAAUUCUUUAUCUGCUGUAAAACACAUAUCAUUCGAAGAGCAAGUCAAACAAUCCUUAAAUCAAAUUCAACAAGCUGUAGGUCAUGAGCAAAGGCCACACGCAUGGCUGACGCCUGGAUUCGCUGCACCGGAAGACUCAGCGAAAAUCUUAGUUGACAACGGUAUUCGCUUGUCUUUGGACGCCACAAAUGACGAUAUUAUAUAUGAACUAAAAUCAUCACCUGACGACGACAAAGGAUUAUUCAUUCUACCCUAUUCAAUGGAGACAAAUGACAUAUCCUUAUGCAUGUGUCAAGGUUAUACCGGUGAGCAAUAUGCCCAAACAUUAAUCGAUUAUAUUUAUGAAUUAGCAUCGGAAGAAACAACAAAAGCAAAAGCUGUUUGUUUAGGACUGCAUACGUUUAUUGUUGGUACACCGGCAAAAGCUUUUCAUUUCAAACAAGCACUACAGACGAUUCAACAAAUACCCAAUACAAAUUCAACUGAUGCAAAUCCAUGGCGCAAAUGGUUUGGCAUUAUUUGGUUAUUAGUUGAAGUAAAUCUUAUCAGCGCGAAUAUAUUUGGCUUUUCAGCACUUUUCAAAGUUUUGCCUAAGUAUGGUAUUUAUGGUAAAUAUUGUGAGUUAUCCACGGUCUUGAAUUCCACGAAUGACGAUUGCAGUGGCCAAGCGCAGCAAUACCAAAUAACAAGCUAUGCAGCAUGUACUUACUUUUCGAAGGGACGAGCAGUUUUACUAACUCUCUUAGUUGGAUCGAGUUUAUCAGCAUCGAUUUGGUAUUCGAUUUUUCAAGUUUUAAUUGAUAAUGGUAAAAUAACGUUAUCUCAAUUAUCUUAUGUCUGGAUGUCAUUCGGAGCUCUCAUGUUUAUCUCGUCGUUUUUAUUUCUUGACUGGAAAUUUCCAAUAUUAAACCUUGGAUACACCAUGGAUACAAAACUAGAACAAACUCAAACCAUAUCAACCAUCAAUGCAAAUAAUAAAAGCAAAUGGUAUACAAACAUCUACCAACGCGUUGGAUUUUGGAAAUAUCUACUGAAUUCGUUGUAUAUUUUGGUCGUUCUUUAUUUAAGUAUUCUAUUGAUGCCAAAUAUCCUUCUGUCAGUCACGUGGUAUCCAUGGGUUUACUACAUUAGUCAGAAUGAUAAAACAAUCAGUGAUCAGUAUACAUUUGCAUUCAAUAUGGCAUCGUUAUCUCAAAUAAUUCUUUGUCCAAUGGUUGGCCUUUUUCUCGCAUUUCGAGCAGAACAAAGUCCAAAACAAAAACUAUUGAAUGCUGCGAUUGUGCAAACAUUAGCAUGGAUUUUGAAUAUACUAUUAUGUAUCAUUUGUAUGUUCGUCAAUUCGGCAGUUAUUGUUCCUGCAUUGGUGUUUAACUAUAUUGCUCGUUCAGUUAUUGUAGCUGGAUCACAAGCUGUCAUUUCUACAUUUUUUCCGUCGGAAUACAUUGGUAGAUUGACUGGUAUUAUGUGGACAGUAGCAGGAGCGAUAACUUGUAUUCAAUAUGGACUUGUUCAUUUAACAGCAGAUAUACUUCGAUCAUGGAGAGCAUGGGUCAUUGUUUUGGCACUAAUUGUAUGCAUGUCUUGUCAUUUAAUUCAAAUUUGGUAUAUUACAUUGAAAAAGUCUCGAACUCGCGUCUCCAAUGCCGAUCAAGUUCAGUCCGCAGUUAUGUCUUUGCCUGACUAG
Messenger RNA from Adineta ricciae, 2028 nucleotides. Lineage: Eukaryota; Metazoa; Rotifera; Eurotatoria; Adinetida; Adinetidae. The record is from the annotation of a GenBank genome assembly.